CUCUGAUGAUUUCGUUCAGUAUAUGUUAUUGUUGUUCAUCCUCUCUCUUUUAAACGUAUUAUAUCCUACUCUGUCUUUCCCGAUUCAUUCGCUUUUGCGUCCUCCCAAAUCCCCCCCGCCCUUCCCACAGCGACGUGUCCCAACCAGCCAUGAAGGCUCAGCAGACCCGGUAACAGCAAAGGCAUGGAGAAAACACGGGUCGCUAAGGUUGAAGAUGUGACCUUGGCACGUCGCGGGGAACAAGUCGUUGGCACACUACAUCUCACCCCUCACCAUAUCAUCUUCUCCCACAUUCCCCCUCAGUCUGAAAACGCACAAGGAGAAGGUGCGAUCGUCCGGCCAAAGGAGCUUUGGAUUACGUACCCGAUCAUCUCCUUCUGUACCUACCGCCCGACCCCCGCGGUCUCCCGUCAACCGUCGUCAAUUCGCCUGCGUUGCCGAGAUUUCACAUUCGUCUGUUUCUACUUCAGCGCAGAGAGUAGGGCUCGAGAUGUAUACGACAGCAUUAAGUCGUGGACGUGCAAAAUUGGCCGGCUCGAUAAACUCUAUGCGUUUACCUACCAACCUCCCCCGCCUGAACGGGAAUUAAACGGCUGGGAACUGUAUGAUGCCCGCCACGAGUGGGCGAGACAAGGGGUCAGCCAGGAUGGAAAGGGCUGGCGCAUUUCUCAAAUAAAUUCUGACUACGGGUUUUCGGCAACGUACCCAGCCCUUUUGCCUGUACCCGCCAAUAUCUCCGAUAACACAUUGAAUUACGCUGGACGUUAUCGGUCGCGCGCACGAAUACCGGUCCUUACCUAUCUCCAUCCCGUCAACAAUUGCUCGAUCACAAGAAGCUCUCAGCCACUUGUUGGCGUCCGCCAGAACCGAAGUAUCCAGGAUGAGAAGCUUCUGGCUGCCAUAUUUACAACCUCACGGUCAGAUAGACCGCUAGCGAAUGUCAGCCCACCGAGUCUCGAGUCUGAGUCCUCGACUUCGACACAGGGUGACGUCUCGAGUAGUCAAACCCUGCCCGAGCUCGCGAAUGCUGAGGAAUUGGAAGACGAGCUACUAGCCUCGUUCAAUGAGGAGUCUAAUGAAAAGCAGCACAUCUAUGGAGCUCAACAGCACAACCUUAUUGUUGAUGCGCGGCCGACCGUUAAUGCGUUUGCUAUGCAGGCUGUUGGCCUUGGCUCGGAGAACAUGGACAAUUACAAAUUUGCUACGAAGGCAUACCUUGGCAUUGACAACAUCCAUGUGAUGAGAGACUCCUUGAACAAAGUGAUCGAUGCUCUCAAGGAUUCGGAUCUUACCCCACUCGGCCCAAAUAAAGACCAGCUUACUCGCAGCGGUUGGCUGAGGCAUAUCUCCGGGAUUCUAGAUGGUGCCGGUCUGAUCACGCGUCAAGUUGGCCUUCAGCAUUCACACGUAUUGAUCCAUUGCUCGGACGGGUGGGAUCGCACAAGUCAGCUCAGCGCAUUGAGCCAGGUCUGUCUUGACCCGUAUUUUCGAACUCUUGAAGGGUUUAUGGUAUUGGUAGAAAAGGACUGGAUGUCCUUUGGUCACAUGUUCCGGCAAAGAUCGGGCCAUUUAAACAGUGAGAAAUGGUUCCAAAUCGAAAACGAAAGAAUUGGGGGCGACUCCAACAGGGCUUUUGGCGAAGGGGGUGGUGCAGGCAAAGCCAUCGAAAACGCAUUCCUAAGUGCCAAGGGAUUCUUUAAUCGAGAGAAUACUAGCCGUGAUUCGCUUGGAGAGUCGGACGGGGAAGUUCAAAACUACGAUUCCGAUAGCCCUGGUUCUAGGAAACCUAGUUCUGCACCAAGGACUGUCGUUACAGAGAAGGAAAUUACCAAGGUUAAAGAAACCAGCCCCGUCUUUCAUCAAUUUCUCGAUGCAACCUAUCAACUGUUGUAUCAAUAUCCGACACGGUUUGAGUUCAACGAGCGGUUUCUACGACGUCUGCUUUAUCAUCUCUAUUCGUGUCAGUAUGGUACCUUUCUCUUUAAUAGCGAGAAAGAGCGCGUGGAAUGUAAAGCGAAGGAGCGGACGCGAAGCGUUUGGGAUUAUUUCCUCGCGCGGAGGGAGCAAUUCGUCAACCCUAAAUACGACCCCCAGAUUGAUGACCAUAAGCGCGGCAAAGAGCGGCUGAUUUUCCCGCGAGUCAACGAGGUCAGAUGGUGGAGUGAGGCUUUUGGUCGAUCAGAUGUAGAAAUGAAUGGUGUCCGCGCAUCUGGCACCUUCCAGGCCAGCAUUCGUGAAGCCUCGAGCGCAGAGCGAACUCCCGUCCUCACGGGGGUUGAAAACGCCUUCCAUUCCCUUGGAAGCGGUUUGCCUGCGAGUCAGACCCCCCCUCCUCAAAACAGGAUGGGUGCAGGAGUCACCUCUGGGGUUUCGAAUCUGUCGCUCUCAACCAGCAGGGAGAAUAGUCCUGACCCGAAACGAAUGAAUCAAAUGGAGGCAGAGCCUGAGGUGUCCAUAGGAAAUAGCAAACCCUAUUCCCAAAAAUUCCCCACUAACGCCGAACUUCUCAAAACUGACCUGAACCUCGAACGACUUCCCAACUUCGGUGCACCGCCUAACCACCGCGUCCUCGGCCGUUUCUUCGACAACCCUCAUUUCUCGAUCCGCAGAAACGCAAUCAUGGCUGCUGUCCAGGGAGCUAUUUCGAAGCGCCGCAAGUUCGUCGCCGACGGUGUCUUCUAUGCCGAGUUGAACGAGUUCUUCCAGCGCGAGCUGGCUGAGGAGGGAUACUCCGGUGUCGAAGUCCGCGUUACUCCCACCGUCACCGAUAUCAUCAUCCGUGCCACCCACACCCAGGAGGUUCUCGGAGAGCAGGGUCGCCGCAUCCGUGAGCUCACCUCCCUCAUCCAGAAGCGUUUCAAGUUCCCCGAGAACUCUGUUUCCCUCUAUGCCGCCAAGGUCCAGAACCGCGGUCUGUCCGCCGUCGCUCAGUGCGAAUCCCUCCGCUACAAGCUCCUCAACGGUCUGGCCGUCCGCAGGGCCUGCUACGGUGUUCUGCGAUUCAUCAUGGAGAGCGGUGCCAAGGGUUGUGAGGUUGUUGUUUCCGGAAAGCUGAGGGCCGCUCGUGCCAAGUCCAUGAAGUUCACGGACGGAUUCAUGAUCCACUCCGGUCAGCCCGCUAAGGAAUUCAUCGACUCUGCUACCCGCCACGUUCUCCUCCGCCAGGGUGUCCUCGGUAUCAAGGUUAAGAUCAUGCGCGGCUCCGACCCCGAGGGCAAGGCUGGUCCUCAGAAGACCCUCCCCGACUCCGUCACCAUCAUCGAGCCCAAGGAGGAGCAGCCCAUUGUGCAGCCCAUGAGCCAGGACUACGGUGCUAAGGCUAUUGCCGCUCAGCAGCUUGCCGAGCAGCAGCGUCUGGCAGAGCAACAGGCGACGGAGGCUCAGGAAGGUGCCAGUGCCGAGGUUUACGCUCAGGAGUAAAUUGGGUUUUUAUUUCUCUCGCCUUAGGUCCCGCUCUUCCUCUUCAUUCCUGUCAUCCUACCCUAUUUACAUGACGCAAAAAUAAAGAACUACAUGAUCUUCAAAAAGCUUUCUACAUGAUGUUUAAAAAAACAAAACAUUUCUACGUCCCUCUUGGUCUCGUGUUUGCGUGCGUAUGUAUGGUGUGGUUUCGAUUCAGCGUAGAUCCCCUUAUUUCGAAGGACUAGGGUGAUAGAGAGGUGGAAAUCCGCGGAAUGGAUGAGUCAGUCAUUCCUUCAGCCUAGCAACUGUCUAAACCGGGUUCUUAAAAUUGAAAGUAACUUAACAUAACUAUAGCCUAGUUUGAACAAGGAGUUCACUCUUCCAUCCAC
Molecule: messenger RNA, 3791 nt
Organism: Aspergillus ochraceoroseus IBT 24754
Lineage: Eukaryota; Fungi; Ascomycota; Eurotiomycetes; Eurotiales; Aspergillaceae
Exons: 7
Coding region: 184-3420 (1078 amino acids)
Biological process (GO): translation; dephosphorylation
Cellular component (GO): small ribosomal subunit
Molecular function (GO): RNA binding; structural constituent of ribosome; phosphatase activity
Source: RefSeq, a predicted model, not a curated record